CCCAUAAGAGUGCUGCCGACAGGACCGCAGGAUACCUACCAUGGCCUCCAGACCUACAAAACGGAGGAGGGUGACGCCGCCCCGAGAAGACGGCAAUGAGUCCGCAAACCGCGACGCCAGAGUGCAGAAGGCAUUCUUCCAAAGUGCUGCCAACUGGAACCUUGAAGAAGACUACCAGGCCCUUUCGAGGAAGGGCAAGAAGAAGGAUGCGAAGAGGAAAGGCGAUGACGGCCACGGGAGGCUUCCCGUGCACACGACCCAAGGAACGUGGCAGGUGCAAGACAGUGCCGACUCGGUAGACAGCGAUUCUGAGUGGCUCGAGAACGAAGGCGACGAAGCGACCGUGGAUGAGCAACCUGAGACUGCUGCCCCAGAGGAGCCCAAGAUCCCCGAACGCGAGCAGAUCCGAAAGGCCCAGGAAGAGCUCGCCAAGAUUGCGACGCAACUGAAUGAGGACCCGGAGGAGCACCCGGGCGCAUUCAAGGCAUUGGCCCGCAUCGGGGAGUCGCCCAUUCCCGCCAUCCAGAAGCUAUGCAUCGUUACGCAGAUGACCGUCUACAAGGACGUCAUCCCCGGAUACAGGAUACGACCGGCGUCAGAGGAGGCCGCUGGGGAGAAGCUCUCAAAAGAGGUCAGGCGGUUACGGACCUAUGAGCAGGCAUUGGUGCUGGGGUAUCAAGGCUACAUCAAGACUCUGGCGAGGCACGCAGCAUCGCCCGCUUCAGACUCUCGGAAGGGGGCGCAGCCGAUCUCCAGUAUUGCCUUCACCUGUGCCUGCACGUUGGUGAAUGCGGUGCCACACUUCAACUUCCGCGGCGAUCUUCUGCGGAUCCUCGUGGGGAAGCUGAGCCGCAGCAAGGUUGACGGCGAUUUUGACAAAUGCCGGCAAGCUCUGGAGACAUUAUUUCGCGAAGACGAAGACGGAAAGGCGUCCUUGGAAGCGGUUUCCCUGUUGACCAAGAUGAUGAAGGCUCGCGAGUACCGUGUUGACGAGAGUGUCCUCAACUUGUUCUUGCACCUUCGACUGCUAUCCGAAUUCGUCGGCAAAGCGUCGCAGGACAAAGUCAGUCGACCUGGUGACCAGGCCAAAGGCAAACAGCCAAAAGCGAAGAAGGAAUUCCGUACGAAACGGGAACGGAAGCUGCUCAAACAGCAGAAGGAAGCCGACAAGGUGAUGGCUCUGGCCGACGCAACCGUCAGCCACGAGGAGAGAGAGCAUAUGCAGUCAGAGAUCCUGAAGAUGGUGUUCGCGACCUACUUCCGCAUCCUGAAGAUGCGCACGCCGCAUCUGAUGGGCGCUGUGCUCGAGGGCCUCGCCAAAUAUGCGCACCUCAUCAACCAAGAUUUCUUUGGAGACCUUCUCGAGGCCCUCAAGGAUCUUAUCCGCGACACGGACAACGCUGAAAAUGGGGCGUCCGUCGAGGCAGGCGUCGAAGAGGACGACAAUGAUGGGCUGUCGGUCGUCCGCGACACCAGCAGGGAAGCUCUCCUCUGCACUGUCACCGCCUUUGCGCUCCUCGAAGGCCAGGAUGCGCACAACGCCCGGUCCGACCUGCACCUCGACCUCUCCUUCUUCGUGACGAAUCUCUACCGCAGCCUCCUCAGCCUCUCGGUCAACCCGGACAUCGAACUCGGCGCCAAGUCCCUGCACCUCUCCGACCCGGACGACACCUCGUCGGGCAACCCGGCCGACCGGGCGACCCGCAACAACAAGAUCAACCUGCAGACCACGACGGUGCUCCUCCUGCGGUGCCUCAGCGCGGUGCUGCUCCCGCCCUGGAACAUCCGCUCCGUGCCGCCGAUCCGGCUCGCGGCGUUCACCAAGCAGCUCAUGUCGGUCGCGCUGCAGCUGCCCGAGAAGUCGUGCCAGGCCGUGCUGGGCCUGCUGCACGACGUGCUGCACACCCACGGGCGCAAGGUCAGCGCGCUGUGGAACACCGAGGAGCGCAAGGGCGACGGCAUCUACAAGCCGCUGAGCGAGACGGUCGAGGGGAGCAAUCCGUUCACGACUACGGUGUGGGAGGGGGAGAUCCUCAGGAAGCACUACUGUCCCAAGGUGAGAGAGGAGCUGAAGGCGAUGGAGAAGGAGCUCAGAGGGCUAUCUAGUUAAGGCAGCCUUGUUUUGGAGGUUGUGAUGGCUAGCGUCAGCUAAGACGAGUGGGAUGCUCAAGAUGUUGAUACCCCUGAAUCUGUGUGAAGUGUCUGGGCACAUUGCGAGGGAAAUACAAACAACGCAACGCAUCCACGACUCCUGCCCCGACCAUCUAUCUCUCUUUCAUCCAUCCGUUUGUUCAAUCGUUCGCUGCUAGUACGUACUGCGG
Molecule: messenger RNA, 2321 nt
Organism: Thermothielavioides terrestris NRRL 8126
Lineage: Eukaryota; Fungi; Ascomycota; Sordariomycetes; Sordariales; Chaetomiaceae
Exons: 1
Coding region: 41-2110 (689 amino acids)
Biological process (GO): DNA replication initiation
Cellular component (GO): nucleolus
Molecular function (GO): chromatin binding
Source: RefSeq, a predicted model, not a curated record